Molecule: messenger RNA, 1200 nt
Organism: Dunckerocampus dactyliophorus (ringed pipefish)
Lineage: Eukaryota; Metazoa; Chordata; Actinopteri; Syngnathiformes; Syngnathidae
Gene: pfn2a
Product: profilin 2a
Exons: 4
Coding region: 192-611 (139 amino acids)
Biological process (GO): actin cytoskeleton organization; positive regulation of actin filament bundle assembly; regulation of actin filament polymerization
Cellular component (GO): cytoplasm
Molecular function (GO): actin binding
Source: RefSeq, a predicted model, not a curated record
CUGAUAUACGGGCUACACCCAGCCGCAGCCGCACUAGUGCCCCGGCUUUCUUUGCCACCCCAGCGUCCAAGUGUGGGUAAUAUCCGAGGCUCUCAAUUCGUUUGCAGGGCUUUUUUCCAAAAAUAAUUCCGCAUAGUCUUAUUUGACAACAACACCCGGCGAUUUUUUCACACAACAUCGCUUUCUUCAACAUGUCUUGGCAAAGCUACGUGGACAACCUGAUGGCCGAUGGCAGCUGUCAGGACAGCGCCAUUGUUGGCUAUGUGGACGCCAAAUACGUUUGGGCAGCACAUGCUGGUGGUACUUUCAACAAUAUCACGUCCCAAGAAAUUGAUGUCCUCGUAGGUAAAGACAGAGAGACCUUUUACACCUUUGGUCUCACUCUGGGCUCGAAGAAGUGUUCAGUGCUCAGAGACAGCCUCCAGCAGGACGGAGACUGGACAAUGGACAUCAGGACAAAGAGCCAAGGAGGAGAGCCUACAUACAAUAUCUCCGUGGGACGAGCUGGAAAAGUUUUGGUUCUUGUAAUGGGCAAAGAAGGGGUCCAUGGAGGCGGAUUGAAUAAGAAGGCUUACUCAAUGGCAAAAUACUUGAGGGAUUCAGGCUUUUAAUGUUUCCAGGCUCAUUUAGCAUUGGUUAUAGUCAUGGGAAAGGAUGCGGUCCAUGGUGGAAAUCUUAACAAGAAAACAUAUGAUAUGGCGGCGUUCCUGAGGACAUGUGGAUAUUAAGCAACCUCACCAUCCAUCAACUUAACAGCUCACUACAUGUUGUGUUGACACUACUUGCAGAAUUAAAGGGCAAAUAAUGUUUCUUCUUUCCCGCUCUAUUUUAUACACAGUCCCCACAAUCUUUUUUUUUUUUUUUUUUAAUGGGGGUGUUCCCCAUUAAAAACUUUCCCUACCCCAAGGUUGUACACACAGUCUUGACACUACAGUUACGGCAUGUUCAAUAAAAAUGUUGAAAUGUUAUAAACCAAAGGAGCGUGCAAAAAAAAAAAGACCACAAAGUGUAAUAAAGAACUGAGUUUGCCUUGUGUAACAUCUGCUUUGCUAAUAGCUCUUUUUAAAAGGCACUGCCCCAUUCCGCCCUUUAUCAGCAUGUCUGCAUUGAAAAGUUGCAUGCAUAAUCUGCUUCAUUGUAGUCCUCCCAGCCAAAACAUCUCAUCUGCCUCCAAAUAAAACAAAAAGGAAAAAAAAGAAA